Molecule: messenger RNA, 687 nt
Organism: Jatropha curcas
Lineage: Eukaryota; Viridiplantae; Streptophyta; Magnoliopsida; Malpighiales; Euphorbiaceae
Source: RefSeq, a predicted model, not a curated record
UUUUUGUCCUUUGACAUAUUUAAUGCCUUUUGCAACUUAGUAACAGCAGUAAGCCUUGUUUUUCAGUUAUUUGCCCUUUGGUGGAGGACCGCGAAAAUGUGUAGGGGACAUGUUUGCUACAUUUGAGACUGUUGUUGCUGUUGCAAUGCUUGUUCGAAGAUUCAACUUUCAAAUCGCUCUUGGAGCACCUCCAGUUAAAAUGACAACAGGAGCAACGAUUCACACAACUGAAGGAUUGAAGAUGACAAUCACAAGAAGAACAAAACCUCCUAUAAUACCAAAUCUAGAUAUGCCAGCAGUGAAAGUGGAUGCACCUGUAAAUGUUUCCGGCGGGGAACCUCAGGUUGGUCAGAAAGUACGCAGGAACCGCAGAAAAAAUGGAAAUUAGUACGCAGGAGCCCCAAAGAGUCUUACCUCGGGUGCUUUGUCAGUACGGAAAGAUGAAGCAAAGCGACGUUGUUUCAACACAGUAUCCUCUUUCUCAGAUAUAAUAUAUAUGGCUAUUUCAUCAUUGUUCAGAACAACAAUAUAAAAGAUCGUUACAACAUUUUCCAUAGUAACCUCUUAUCGCCAUUGUCAAAAUAAACCUCCAUUGCCGCUUGUGUAGUUAAUAUAUCACGUGUAAAAGCCAAAGCCAGAAAACCAACUAGAAUUCCUAAGUAUGAAAAUUCCUGUAGUUUGUGUCAA